This is a messenger RNA of Vitrella brassicaformis, 2561 nucleotides long. The record is from the annotation of a GenBank genome assembly. Lineage: Eukaryota; Vitrellaceae.
GCUACUCGACCGGCGGACGUGAUGACGUGACACUCUUACUUACACUUCGUCCGAUCCCUCUCUCUCGACUACCAAUCUCAAUCGGAUUGACAGCGAUGUGAUAUGUAGGCAUCGAGUCGCCCACUGAGUGAACCGCACUCAAUAAACCGCAACACCCUCCCUACCUCGUCCUCGUAUCAUUUACACGCCCCCCCACGCCCCCACCAAACCGCCGCUGUACACAACACACAUGAGCGCAAGUAGCAAAAUCGCCUGACAGCCCUUUUUUUUUUCUGCAGUCAAUCGCUAUCGAUAGACACACACAUAGACAGAUAAGAGACCAGAGGACGGGAUGGAUGCAUCUUUGAUGCACUCAUUUCGCUUCAUUGACAGACAGACAGACACGCAGAGAGACUGCUAAAUGCUCGGUCGAACGAGCCAUCUCGGUCACAUAUAUCAGUCGGGUAAAGGAAUCCCAGCACCAUACCUCACAUUACCUGAAACAGCACACGACCCACGCCAUCCAUAUAAGUGACCAUCGCUGCCACGUGACGCCUUCCUGCGCGUGCUCACUUCUCUUCGCGACGGUGUCGAGCUCAGCCACGUCGUCGGCCGUCAGCCGCCAGCCAAGAGCACCGAUGUUGGAAGUCGCCUGCCGCAACCGACUCGCACCUACACACACAUCCACACACACACGUGUUGGUCGGUGGCUGCCUUGUGGGUCCUGUGUGGUGUGCAGACCAGACCUGGUAUGGGUAUGACGCCCUUGCUCACACACCAGUUGAGGGCCACCUGUGCAGGCUGCUUGUCGUACUUGUCUGCAAGUAUCCUCAGCCUGUCGAUGAUCGGCGCCGCCUUUGGGAGCGUCCGCCGGUACAGCAGCCGGCGGGGCCCUUUGGGGUAGUUGGAUGAGUCAUCGGCCGAGUACUUGCCUGUGAGGAGCCCUUGUGCCAGCGGCGAGUAGGCCAGGAUCUUGACGUUCAGCUCCUUGCAGGUGUCGUAGACGGCGAGCUCUUCCAUUGGUGUCCUGUAUAGCAAGCUGAACCUGACGCACAAAGUGAGACAACUAGGUCUCUCUCUCUCUCUCUGUGGCCUGGCUUACUGUAUCUGAUUGGUUGCGAGAGGAACGUUUCUCGCGGCCAGCUUGGCGUGCACUUUGCGCAGCAUGUCUGAGCCAUAGUUGCUCUGAGGAAAGAAAAACACACAGACAGACAGAGGCCUCCAGCGAGAGAGGUGCAGUGCCUGUGCGCACGAGUGCCUCUCUCCCGUGUGCAUCGCGAUGCCUACCACGCCAACAGCCCGCACCAAUCCCUGCUCAUAGCAAUCUGCGCAAAAAAAAGCGACACGAAACGACUUCGUUCCCGAGCGCGUUCACACGAUGGGGCGGCCCCUGUCUGUGUGUGGAUUCCCUUCGCACCUGCGAGGCCGUCCCAGUAAGCCUCAUUCUGCCACACCCCUGCAGGCAGGCCGAAUCCCCCCCACAGCACAUGGGAUGAGCUGAUGUCCACGUAUUAAGUGUGUGUGCGUCAAAGCACCUGGGAAGUGUAUCUGGUAGAGGUCAAUCUGUGUCCUCCCCAGCCUCGCGAGCGAAUCCCGACAAGCCUCGACCACAGCACGGCGACCCACACGCCACUGACACACACACAGCAAGCGGGCAGACAGAUACCCACACAUCGCGCCCUCCCGCAUAGCCAGCCAUCAUGGUGGGCUUCCCACCGGCAAUGGAGCGAAUUUCGUCGCGACGAUGGGUUUGGUCUUCUCUCUUGGCGGCUCACUCGGCGUGUUCGUCAGGUAGACCUUCUCGAAGUUGCCGAGAAGCCUCUCCGACUUGCCGAGGCCGUAGACCUGAUGGAUGCAAUCAACAACCAGGCAGACCAUGAUUGACGCGAUGCGCCGAUCUAUCCAGGUCUUUCACACCUCUGCUGUGUCGACCAGGGUGAUGCCGCUGUCCAUGCACGUGUCAAAUAUACCCUGUGCACCCAGACAGACAGACAGACAGCGUGUUGCGAAACCAAUGUAUGUCAGUUCAGGUGAGUCACCUGCAGCUCCGGGUCCAUGUCGGGGGAGUAGCUCCAGUAACCGAACGAGUCGCCCCACUGCCAUGCGCCAACCCCUGCACACACAGACGCGCUGCCAUCUUUGUGAUAACACACUCAUUCUGCCUAGGUACCCAUUGGCGGCACUUUGAGUCCUCCGGCCAGCGUUAUCUGCUCCUCUUGGAAAGAGAUCCCCGACCCGGCCUUGUCGUUCGCAACAGACACCGCAUCCACUGUAGCAGCUGCUGCUGCUGCUGCUGACGCGCGUGGCUGCUGAAAAGCACUGCCGCACGAUACCUUCCUUUUCGGGCCAACAGAUGGGACGAACGACGACAAGUGGGAAGACCACGAUGGAUGAAGUAGGAGAAGAGCUGUCCAGAUCAACAGAUGCACAGCCACUGCCCCACUGGAUCUUACCAGCGGCGUGGCUGUGCGCUCGAAUGAGAGAUGGGCCAUGCUGCAGCGCUGACAGGCCGCCAACGGCAGACCGCAACAAAGGCUGCUUGAAACGUGACAGCAGCUGUGCCAAACCUCGCGAUGUGCAGG